This is a messenger RNA of Nylanderia fulva, 6062 nucleotides long. RefSeq lists its product as uncharacterized. Gene Ontology annotation, biological process: regulation of transcription by RNA polymerase II. Gene Ontology annotation, molecular function: RNA polymerase II cis-regulatory region sequence-specific DNA binding; DNA-binding transcription activator activity, RNA polymerase II-specific. Gene Ontology annotation, cellular component: nucleus. NCBI's taxonomy places the organism in Eukaryota, Metazoa, Arthropoda, Insecta, Hymenoptera, Formicidae. The record is from RefSeq and is a predicted model, not a curated record.
AACCCCGCUCACUCCAUCCGCCGCGACGACCGCAGACACAAAAACAAUAACAAAUCGAUUCGCGGCAGCGAAUGGGGCGGCGGAGCGAAGGGGGAUGGGGUCAGCGCGAGGGGUAGGACUACUGUCGAGCCCCCCCUCCCCCCCUCGGGGGAGGGAGGGGGGACCACACGCGCGCGCGAGAGAGGAAGAAGAGAAAGGGCGAAGCCGACUGGGACCGAGAAGGAGAGAAAAUCCUACCCUCAACGCGCGCCUCCGAGCCCCCUCGUCACCCCCGUGUCUCUUUCCCUCUUUCUGGAUAUUGUAUAGAGAACGUUAUGCUAAAGUAUGCAUGCACGAGGGUCGGUCCAAUGGUCAGGAAUCUCGCGAGUUCGUUCGUUCUACGACGGCACGUAUCCGGACGACCCGGAUAUACUCGUGUCUCUCCUUGACUCCGGUAUUCGCGGAUCGCGCCGACGUCACGUCCUUUAUCGCAUUAUCGUCAUCGUCGUCGUCGUCAUGAGUGUGGCGGCGCUGAGCCGCGACGCGCGUCAACUUCCGGUCGAUCGGUAAGGUGGAGAUCGGCCCGGCUACGAGCGGGGGAUGAGUCCGGCGUAAUGACGAUCGGUCCGAAUUGUUGCGAUGGAAUAUGGGAUCUGGAGUCUUCACGUCGCGGGUGAACUUUGGGGUGACCCGCGUCUCGCCCGAAGGCACCCGAUUCUGCCUCCCGGCGCGACAUCGCAGCUUCUGCCGAGGGCUGCCUUCGCUCUGAGCGCCCUUCAUCGGCCCGACAUGCUGCCGCUGCCUCUGACGGCGGCGGGGCCGCCCUACGUCCCCAUGGAGCUGGUGACGAAACCGUCGUCGGUCGCAUCCACCAAUGCCGAGGACGCCGAGGACGGCGAGAAGAGCACGAACGCCGAAGAUGAGGACUCUCAGCAGCGCGACGACAACGAAGGCAACAUCGAAAAGGCCGAGGAUCAGAACGAAAACCAGACCUGCGUGCCAACCGAAAGCAACGACAACGAAGAUGCUGGAGAUGAGAGCGAUACCGGUAGCACCGACAGCUCACACAGAUCGGCCAACAACAAUCUGUCAAUCGCGAAGCUACCCGAUCCGAUGUCAUGUUUGGCCCUCGACAAGGAAGGAACGGUGACGCCUGUCCUGAACGGUUGGGUGUUGGGUGCUUACACGGCGAUGCUUGGGAGGCUGUCAGCAGCCACCGCGGCACUCGAAGCAACGGAAGUUCUCAAUAUUCCCUCCGACAGUGAUUCCGAGAGCGAGCACUCGUCCUAUACUGAAAAAUCGAGAGGCAGCAGCCCGAACGUGAGCAGCGUUCACCGCGGCUACUCCUGCGGCUCGUGCGACGUAAUGGCGCCGACGAGGCCGGCUCUGAGGAAGCACAUAGCCGACUGUCAUCCGGCACUCUCCGGCACGGAGACCGGCGAGAUCAAGAGGUGUCCGUCCACGGGCUGCGACUUCACGACGAACAGCAGGUGCGAGAUGGAGACCCAUGUGGCGGCCCACGUGGCCCAGGGGAUGACGCCCACGGGAAAGAAGCGUUCCCUGGCCUUGCAACGCGUCAGGUAUAGAUACGAGAGAGAGGAGUAUCGAUGCUCGCUGUGCUCAUAUGCGUGCACGAUCGAGAAGGCGUUCCAGAGACACCUGCGAGCGCACGCGAGGGGCUCAGCGCCGGAAACUAGGGUGAGCUGUGCCGUCUGCGGCGCCGAUCGUUCCUCCGAGGUCGAUCUUAGCAGGCAUAUGCGAAGGCAUCGUGACGACCGGUACUUUUGCUGCGACAUCUGCAUCUUUCGCACGGUACAAUUGAAAAAACUGAUCCAACACCGGCGCAUGCACACGGGCGAGAAGCCGCAUCUGUGUCCGCAUUGCGCUUAUAGGAGCGCACGUCGCGACAAUCUGCGCAGCCACGUACGACGAGUGCACAAGAAGGAGAAUCUCUACUGCGACACCUUCAGCCCGCGCGGGAUGCUGAUAACCCCCUCGUUGCUGGCCUCCUCGAGAGACACCACCGAGAACACCGAUCCGCCGCAGAGUCCGGCGUCUUCGCCGAAUCCAGACGCGACCAAUUAGCGAAGAUGCCCCCGGGAAACAAGGAGGGAAACGACAGUCCGAUCGGGUAAUUCGCGAAGAAAGAAAACCGCGACCCACAGGCUCUUUAUACGUCCUCAUUUUGUCAAUAUACUGCGAUCUAGAUAUUAGAAUUCACUGGGAAGGCUUGCGUACGCAAAGUGCUGAAUUCGGUAGACAAUCGGAAUAAAAAAAAAUCGUAACUCGUUCGAAAUUUCACGUAAACAGAAGUAACUUGAGAGAUGAUGAGAAGUAAAUAAGCGAGGUAACUUGAGAAAUGUUGUCGACCGAAAGGAUUUGACGGAAUUGUUCUCCAAAUCGGCAUCGGCAAGGCUUCCCUUCUUAGGCGCUAGGGAAACGUAUAGAUUAUUGCAUGCGCACAUCGAUAAUUUAAUGUAAUCUUUGAAUUCUAACGAGAUCUUGUAUUAGCUAUGUAAACCAGGUAUCCAGGUGUUAUAUCGCGUAGCCGAUUCGACAAAGUAUACGACGAUCGGCUAUUAACCCGUUCGAUGAUGAUGACGAACGGGGAAAGCUGCAUGAUGGUGCUAGAAUCGUAGACUGGAUCACACGGAGAAAGACUGAAAGUAGAAACGAAUUCACGGCGAGACGUAACGUCGAUCGUCUUUUAUGCACGUUCUUCCGCACCGAUCGCCGUGACUAAAAAAAAAAUAAAAAAAGACGAAGAAAAGGCAGAAGAAAUUGCAAUUCAGCGAAGUUUAAGACUGCAACCCUGAACUGUUCCGAGGAUUCUCGUUUGUUGAAUGUCGUGACGUUUUAUUGCAUCUCAUUAACUAUUUCAAUAAUUGUAAACUCUCUUUCUCUCUCUCGCUCUCUUUAAUUACAAUUUAAUUUUAAUUUUUAAAUAUUAGUUAAUUCUUAAGAUAUGCUUAAAUUUUAGUUUUCUAGGCCUACUUUCUAGGUCUUGAGCCUUCACAGCCUACUAUAGUAUAUAAUUUUAAUUGUAAUUUUAAUUUAAAAAUUUGUUAGAAAAUUCUACAUGUGUAUAUAUAGAGAGACAGACACGGCGAUCGAUAAAUUUAUGGACGUUGACAAAUUCGAGCGGCAGCUCGAGUAAUGCUCGAGCGCAUAUCGGGGCGGAUGUAGUACGAGACUCGAUUGAAUCAGGCCAACGGUUAAUGAGAUCAAUAAAAGCACCGAGUCACGACACGCGGCAUGUCGCGAGGACCCCGGCCGGGAUGGAAAGGUGCUAUUUUAACGAAGAUUCGUUUUAACGUUACGUAUCUAGAUUAUAGUUCGCUCUCGCUGCACGAAUCGCCAUGCUAUAAGUAUAUCGUUAAGUACUUGUUAAACUGCGAACACGUUGUUAUCGUUGCUUGGGUUGCCGUUAUCGUUUUUUGUUAGUACUAUUACGAAUUUAAAAAGAAAUGCGAUAUAACGCAAUACGCUAAUAUAAUUAUACCAAGUAUUAUAAUGACAGGUCCGACGCGUUUCGUUUUGCAGACAGUAUCGCGAUUUGAGAAUCAUCUUCGUAGAAUCCUUACAUCAUUAUACAUCUAUUUUUAUGAAUCUCUAGCUAUAUUUAAUUCAGUAGAUCUAUAAAUUCAAAGAAAUUCAUGCGAGUUUGAAAAACCAUUUUAUUGAAAUACCCAUUUGUUCUUAUACAUAACACUUUAGAAAGGAAGCUGUCAAACGCGAUUGUCACUUUUUGCAAAAUCAAAACGUCGGACUAGUUUGCUAUCGGUACAAGUGUGUUUCUCUCUUUAGGAUCGUCCUCGACGAUCGAUCGUUUGCUCGCACAAGGGAGAGAAAGCGGACAAAAACUUAAUGUAACGAAGAUAUGUGUCAAUUUUUAAUGUAUCAUACAAAUACUACGUUGUAAUCGAUAAACGAUUUUUAAUCGGUGUGUGGCGCGAAAUGCUUCGUGCGCCAUGACACAAGAAGGUGUGUCGUCGAGAAUGAGAUUAUUCUCCGUCAUUACUACAUAUAUACUACGCUAAACACUACGAGGUAUACGAAGAAUGCGAAGUCAAAGCUGCACGGCAUGAAAAGUUUCAUUCCAGUAUAUAUUUUCAUAUUUAAAUAUCGAUUUUUUCUUUGCAAACGCCAACUGCGUUCGAUUCGCGUUUCGUCGAGAAUAUUAAUGAGUAUAUUUUUUUUCCAACAAAAUUUUUCACUAUCUCGUUGCUACAUUUUGCGAUGACUCACUUGCAUAAUUUGCCAAACUCUCAUUAUUAGUUAUCAUAUUGUCAGUAUUAUCUUCGCUAGAAGUAUUGCGAGUAAAUAUGACUCAUUCCGUGCCAAGUAGCAAGUAAUUGGGAGUAAGCCACAAUUACGAGCGAAUGUGUGAUUUAGAUUUUAAUUAAUAUUACAUUACAUAUAAUUACAUAUACAAAUUAAAUAUUAAAUUAUAUUUUAUCUUUUAGGUAUAUAUACAGAUGGUGAUUACUAUAGUAGCCGAGAUUAUGCGUGGAAGUUGGUAAAAAAAAAAAAAAAAAAAAACUAUUGCACAGAUUAUAAUAAGGAUAUUAGAUUCAUUCGCACCCGAAGGCGCAGAAAGGGUUUGACAUGUACCGGGUGUGCGGUUAGUUCGAUCCGUGCCAAAACAGAGAGAAUCGUUAUCGCGAGUUAUAUACGGCCACAUAUACACAUUUUUGCUUUUGUGAUAUACAAUAUUGCGUAUAUCGGAAUGGAUAUAUUUUAUAUUCGUAAAACAAACGCGUUUAUUGGUGCAAUAGUCCACGAUAUGAUCCUCUUUAACGCGACUUUUUAUAUGACUAAUUUUACACAAAGCGCUACCAGAGGACACUACUUACUUUCUCCCUUUCGCGCACACAUGCGUAAGAUGAUGCAUCGAAUGCAAUUUUCAUAUAUUCUGGAAUAUUUGUACAACGAGUAAUGGGUUUAUCGUUGCGCGCGUAGUUUGCAUACCCAGACGACGAAGGAGGAUUUACUCGUUAAUUUACACGUCCGCGAUUUUAAGCGCGACUGGCUCCGUCCGCCGUUAGCAUUUACUUCCGUCACCCUAAAUAUAUCUUUCAUUUCGACUUAAAAAAAAAAAAAAAAGAGUCGUGGCGCACACGCAACUCGAAUCGAGCGUUUCGUUCGUACAAGUGAAGAGAGCUGUCGUGAGAUAUCUAUACGUAAAUAAGGAGAGGAUGCGAAAAAAAAUUCUUUUUUCGAGAGAACGAAAUUUCAGACACACGCCUCCUUCCCCGGCGUUUUUCCCAGUUCGCGAAAACCAGUAGUUUUCCCCGAAGGAAAUAACAAUAACGAGGACACCUCAUUUUAUCGUAUCGUCCGCGCGAAUCGGUCUCAGGUUUCGCCGACCGAGAGAUUCAUUCGCAUUAAUUAUAUUACGAGCUCAUAAAUGAUAAGCAACACGGCACACCGUGUGCCGACAUUACGAAGAGGAAGAGAAUAAAUGCGUGCCAAAGUAACCCCGAUUACGUAGGGGGACGAACGAUGUUUUACGGAAGAGGGAGACGAGAUGCGCGAAGGGUGGGAAGCUGCUUCGGACGCGAAACGCGCGACCAAUAAAAUUUCUCGUCCGUUCUUGGAAAAUCGGGAGACUCGUCGUGUUCUGUCUCGUCGAAUUUUUGGGACCUUUGCUUCAUUCAUCUACGAUCCAAAAAAAAGGGAGAAAAAAAGUGUCUGUAGACACUGAGUAUAACUGAGUUUCUAAAGUAUAACAAAGCUUUCCCGAAGGAUCUGAAAAUUCGAUGACGAUCGCGAGUUUCGCGAGAGUCCGCGAAUGUCGAGGAAUUUGAGCCUGAUCGUCCACUUCCACCCUUAUUUAGUUGGCCUGAUUUCCUUCAUCGUGAUAAAAUUAAAAAAAAAACAAAUGUCUUAGAAUUGGGAAUUAUAUUUAGGAGUUUUCGAAUUCUAUAUAAGUAAAUUGUUAUAUUACUAUUAAUAUUAAAUUAUUCAUUUAAUUAUGAAUAUUAUUAAUAUUAAAUUCAUUAUUCACAGAGCUGACAUUUUUUUUCUCGCAGGGAAGCUAAAUAAACGUUUACAAAAAAAAAAAAAAAACUAAAAUUAAU